CCUCACUCAUUAAGAGUUUGGCGCAUUGAGCAGUUAGUAACUGAGUGAGGAAGCCGUUUACAGCUGAGAUCCAGAGUCGGUUUUGGUGCCGUGCAGCAUUUGAAGAUGUGGAAGAGUGUCUCUGCCAGUCGCUGGAUUUGUCUGCUCACCCUGGCUGUGGUGAUGCUCCUCUACGUAUCAGAAGUGGAUUCCUACUUUUCAAUUGGAGGUUCACCCUGCUGUCACCGCAGCAGCUACUACAAGAUAAAGGGAAUCAAAGUGUGUCGUGAACAAAACCCACGACUUGGCUGCCACCACCAUGCCUUCCUGAUCAUCACCAAAACAGAUAAAAUAAUGUGCGUCAAUCCAGCUGCUAAGUGGCUCAAAGACAAGAGAGACAUGAAAGAACUGGACUGCCCUCCUGUCAUAUCGUUUUAUCCAGCCCUGGAAGAUGAUGAGGCAUGAUCUAAACGUCUCAACCAAACAGCUGCUCAGAAAAUGUUCUGCUGAUCAACUAUUUACUCCUUUUACAUAAAAAUUCCAAUAAAAUGUGUUUAUGUAUUUCCUUUUAUACAGUUUUGAAACAUUAUUUUGUAAAGUAAUUGUUAAUAACAGUGAGACUUUUUGAAACUGGAACCAUGAAUAAAUAAAUAAAACAUGACUGAAUGAU
Messenger RNA from Dicentrarchus labrax (European seabass), 649 nucleotides. RefSeq names its product C-C motif chemokine 14-like. Bases 106 to 444 code for a protein of 112 amino acids. Gene Ontology annotation, biological process: immune response. The record is from RefSeq and is a predicted model, not a curated record. The transcript is spliced from 4 exons. Lineage: Eukaryota; Metazoa; Chordata; Actinopteri; Moronidae. Gene Ontology annotation, cellular component: extracellular region. Gene Ontology annotation, molecular function: chemokine activity.